AUGGCCUAUAUUGAAGAUGCAAAUUGCACCAGAAUUGAUCAUGUCAUUUUUGAAAUUUUAGAUUCAAGAACUGCCAUACAGCUAUACUUAUUUCCAUCGCUUGUGCCGCCGAAAGGACGUACAAAACUUCCAAAUAAAACCCAUUGGAAACCGUCAGUUGUAGAAUGCCGUGAAUCGCUCAUUCUUCACGUGAAAAUACCAGGUGAUAUUGCGGAAGCAAAAAAAAAAGAAUUGAUCUUAUGUAUGCGUUUCUAUAAAGAUAUUAAUGGGCUAAGAAAACAAUAUUCCUAUGAUCAUUCUAAUCCAGAAAAUAUAAGCAAAAAUCAAGGAGACAAUAAUGCUAAGGAUCGUGUUGAUGCCAAUGAUGGUUGUCUUAAAACUUGUAGUACGAGCCAGACAUCAGUUGAUAAUACAGGUGAUAAUGCUUAUGGGGAUAAACAUUUUAUAAAUAAUGCAGAUGAAUGUCAUAGUUUAAUUGUUGAAUUUGUAUCCAAACUAUAUAGUAAUCCUUCCUUUUCUAGAAACCUAGUUCAAUAUGUAAUUGAUAACACUAAAGAAUUAGUAGAUAGUAUUUUUACUUUACUAAAUAAAAAACUUGUACAUUUGCAGGAAUCUAACGAUAUUAAAGCAAGGUUAGAUACAAUAUUUGUUGAUAUAAAUCAGUCAUUUACAACAUUAAAAUCAGAAUUUUUAAGACUGAAAUAUUUUGAGGCCAAAGAUACCUAUAUACAUCCAGAACCAUUUUAUAUAGGCCAACGCUCUUACUUAACACACAUCGAUUCAGCUGGUGCGCCAGAUAUUUCUAUUAGAAAAGCAGAAGGGCAAAAAAUAUGCAUUACACAAAGAUUUAAAAAAUUUCUUGAAUUGCCUGGGGUUUACAGUACUAUUAUGAAAUAUAUAAAUGAUGAGACUUCUCAAGAGCAAAACAUUAUUUCAAGUAUUUAUCAGGGUAAUUUAUGGAAGGAAGUACAAAACAAAUUUCCACAGAAAAUAGUUUUUCCAAUACUUUUGUUUUUUGACGAUUUCGAGCCUUGUAAUCCUUUAGGUUCUAGAGCAGGAAUAUACAAAAUUGGUGCUGUAUAUGUUUAUUUAGCUUGCAUUCCACCUCAAUAUGCCUCAUUAUUAGAAAACAUUUUUUUAGGUCAAUUAUUUUUUUCUUCUGAUAGACUUGCUUAUGGAAAUUUCAAGGUGUUUAUUGAGCUAAUUGAUAAUCUUUUACAUCUAGAGAACGAAGGCAUUAUUAUAUGUACUGAAGAAGGAAACCAACAUGUUUAUUUUACUUUGUUAUUAAUUUUAGGGGAUAAUUUAGGGCUAAACUCGAUAUUAGGGUUUUCAGAAAGUUUUAAUUCCGAUUAUUUUUGCCGCCUAUGUAUAAUAAAUAAAAAUACAUCAAAGGUAGAAGUUAAUCAGGACAAUUUAAUUCCUCACACACUUGAGAAUUACGAAUUAGAUAGUAGUAUGUUAAGUCGUGGAGUUAAAGAAGUUUUUUUCCAAACUGAUUUAGGAAACCCAAUGCCUCAAAUAAAAGCUGAUCAAUUAAAGAAAAAUCACUUAAUUAUGUCUGCGUCAGAAAUGCUAUCGCUCUCGGCAUAUUUUGGUAUUCUUGUAGGUGAUUUAAUAAGAGAGGAUGAACCUGCAUGGAACUUUUACACUAUAAUCGAGAUGUUAGAAAUUUUACUCAGCUCAUCGUUUUCUCCUAAGCUUCUUGACUAUUUAGAACUUCUUCUUAAAGAACAUCAUACAUUGUUAUGUAAAUUAUUUAAUGAGCAUCUGCGACCUAAGUAUCAUUUACUUUUACACUAUCCAAGGUUAAUAAGAGAGGUGGAUCCACCUCGGCAUAUAUGGUGUAUGAGAUAUGAAGCAUAUCACAAACUUUUAAAGUCCACAGCUAAUGUAGUUACUUGUAAAAAGAAUCUUUUACUCACAUUAUUUAUAAAGGAUUCUCUUAGGUUUUCAUACAGGUUAACAAUUAAAAAAGGCUUCUCUGACGAUGUUGAAUUUGGUCCAACAAGUUCAAAUUUACAAGUUUUAAAUGAAAAUUGCAAUUUUAUUGAAAAUUUAAACGCAGGUGCGUUUACAGUGCCAUGGAUAAGAAUUAAUAAUGUAUUUUUAAAAAUUUGUUUUGCAUUACAAGUAUCUGAUAAUGAAGUAGUACCUGUUUUUGGUCAAAUAAAACAUAUUGUUUUGAACGAAGAUAAAGUUGUUUUAGUAUUAUCAGAAUUGCAGACAGUUGGUUUUAUUAAUAAAAUGCAGGCUUUUGAAAUACUUUUCAAUAGGAAUACUAAUCUUCAGAGCUAUUAUUAUAAAAAUCUUCCAAAUCUUUGUCCUUAUAAUAUUCAUUACAGUGGAGAUGGAAGAAUUGUAAUUUGCGUCAUAUAA
Molecule: messenger RNA, 2379 nt
Organism: Psylliodes chrysocephalus
Lineage: Eukaryota; Metazoa; Arthropoda; Insecta; Coleoptera; Chrysomelidae
Source: the annotation of a GenBank genome assembly